Molecule: messenger RNA, 1938 nt
Organism: Symbiodinium sp. CCMP2592
Lineage: Eukaryota; Dinophyceae; Suessiales; Symbiodiniaceae
Source: the annotation of a GenBank genome assembly
AUGGCAAUGGCGGAGAGCUGCCCACAGGCCUCAGUAAGAGCCAUCUUGCAGGGCACCAAAAGCCUCUUCGUGCUGGGUUUUUCGACCACUGGCGGUGGUCAUGAGCGCCUCACGGCAGUGCUCACAGAACAUCUCCGUGGCGAGGGGGGUCUGGAUGGUGUGACUUUGUUGGUUUCCAUGCCAGAGCCGUGGAAAGGUGAGAUGCUUGCAGAUGGUAGCGUGCCGCAAGAGAAGCGGCAGAAGGUAGAUCACACGCAGAGCAUCUUGGGCAAGCUUUCGCCGCUCUUGAAGCGACGCUGUCGGCUGAUUUUCGUGCGCGCCCUAAAAAGCGUCACUGGCUUCUACACCACGCAGGCCGGUGCUGCAGCUAAGGAGCUGAUGUGGGAGAUGGUCGUGGCACGGCCGGAGGUUUACCGAGGUGAGGAAGCCAAGCGGUUACUUUGCGACCGCGGCUUCGUCAUCUUCGACUCACAAGCUUCGUUUUCAUGGGAUGAUCUUGGUCCCAGCCUCCUGCCCACAGCGCGCUCUUUGAUGGAUGUACUGCUUGCAGAAACAGCGGCGGACGCGAGAAUCGUGGUCAUCACGGAUAUGGACCCAAACCUGACCUCUGCAACGUUGAAGCUAAGAGCGGAGAUGCUGAACGGAACCGAGGGGACACCCCGGUUGCAUGGCUUAGACUACGAAAACCACCAGGACUUGCUGCUUCACUCCUUUGGCAUCCGCGAACGAGAAGAUAUCCUUGCAUACAAGGGCCAGUUUCAAAGGGAGAUAUACUGGUACAAGAUGUACCCCAAUCUCUUCCGAGACGCUGAGCUGGCGACGUUGGGGAAGCUGAUUCGAAGCACCUUCUUGGUGAAGGUACUGAACAUGGGCAGAGAAGGCCUUAGGGUGGCACAUGUUGACAUUGUGGAUCCUGCCUUUCGCCGCUUGAAUCGUGCAGACCUGGAGGUUUAUUCCUUCGCAGCCGAUCGCAAGUCGGCCGUGAAGUUCCUCCUGGAGCAUGGCCGCCGCAUCACCAGUGAAGAGGCGGGCCAGGCACAUGAGGGCAUUGUCCAUGCCGACGGUGCCUCCGAGGACACCAUCCAGCACAUCAUCUACGUCUAUGCGCAUUUGAGCGGACGCUCCAUCUUAGAGUACUACUUUCGACACGUUCAGGAGCAUCCCCAGACGCUCAUCGUCGGCUGCGGCCGUGACUGGCACAAGCACAGCCGCCUACGCGCAGCAGCUGAAUUGAAGGGCUGCGGCAACGUCAUGCGAAUCUGUCAGUUGGCCCAAGGACACGGCAUCGUGACUGCAGGUGCGGGAGCCUGCGGUGAACUUGCGGAUAUGCUGUACACUUUUCAAGCACCCGUGGGAGUAGUUAUCCCGUUGAACAAGCAGCACGAGCAGCAGCACAAUGGCGAAAUGAUGCAGGAAAGCUUUGGGAGCAGGCUGCUCCUGGGAACCACAGGAAACGGCUUCGAUAUUGCAGGGCUGGGGCCGUUUCUCGGCGAGCUCGCUCGCCGCAUGGAGUCUGCCAAGGAGAAGUACCUGCCUCCAGCGGCUGCUCGCGCCUGCAUCGACCGCCUGGGGGAGAAGCCCAGCGCCGCGGAACAUGCUGCCGGGCUUCUGGCCGGGACCUCCGUGGCGACGCGGAAAGAACAGCUCAUCGCAGAGUUCUCCGAGCUACUCCAGAGCAGCGGCAUGUUCCUUCACCUCAAGAUCUUGCGUCGGCACCUGAAGGGAUUCUUCCAGCUUGCCGACCAGCUGCACACUCUCACAGCGGAAGGCACGGCUAAUGCGAAGCAGCUCUUCACCAUCAACGAGUGCGCCCACUGCACCGGCAAGCGCGUCACGGUGGUGGACUGGGCACACGCCGAUGUCAGGACCCUUACAGUCCUUCUUCUGUGGUUAUACUACCUGGACCUUAAGAAACCUACAUUUUUAAAGGUUCCCUAA